GGCCAUUACUAAUAGAGCCUUGUAAACAAUCGUUAAUCAUGUAAGGACUGCCGGCCAUUGGAUUCGGACCGGGAGCGCGGACCGGGAGCGCGGAGCGCAGCGCGGGGCCGCGGCCCCUCCGCCUGCCCCCUCCCCGCCCCGGGCAGCCCGGCCCCAGGCAGCAGCAGGCGCGCCGCGGCCAGAGCCCCGAGCAGCAUGCGGAGAGCCGCCGCCGGGGCCCCGCCAGCAUGUACGUGAGCUACCUCCUGGAGAAGGACGGGCCCAUGUACCCUGGCCCGGUGCGCCACUCGGGGGGGCUGAAUCUGGCGGCGCAGAACUUCGUGGGUGCCCCGCAGUACGCGGACUACGGCGGGUACCAUGUGAACCUCGACGGCGCCCAGUCCCCCGGGCCGGCCUGGCCCGCGCCCUACGCCGCCCCGCUCCGCGACGACUGGGGCACCUAUGGCCAAGGGGCGCCGCCGGCCGCCGGCGCCGUCCACGGCCUCAACGGGGGCUCCCCCGCCGCCCCCAUGGCCUACAGCCCCGCCGACUACCACCACCACCACCACCACCCGCACGCCCACCACCACGCCGGCCCCGCGCCCCACUGCUCCGCCGGGGUCGUGCAGCCCCUCAACGCCGCCGGCGCCGCCGCCAGCGCCGCCCCCGAGCCGCUCUCCCCCGGUGGGCAGCGCCGCGGCCUCUGCGAGUGGAUGAGGAAGCCGGCGCAGCCCCCGCUCAGCAGCCAGGUUAAAACCAGGACGAAAGACAAGUACCGCGUGGUGUACACCGACCACCAGCGGCUGGAGCUGGAGAAGGAGUUUCACUACAGCCGCUACAUCACCAUCAGGAGAAAAGCGGAGCUGGCCUCCAACCUGGGGCUGUCGGAGAGGCAGGUGAAAAUCUGGUUCCAGAAUAGGCGGGCGAAAGAGAGGAAGAUCAACAAGAAGAAGCUGCAGCAGCAGGCGCAGCCCGGCGGCGCGGAGCCCCUCAGCCCCAGCGGCUCCUUGCAGGGUCCCGCGGCGGGGGCGGGAGCCGCCGGGCUGGGCCCCGCCGCCCCGCAGUGA
This is a messenger RNA of Camarhynchus parvulus, 1046 nucleotides long. It is a transcript of the gene CDX2, whose product is annotated as caudal type homeobox 2. The record is from RefSeq and is a predicted model, not a curated record. Gene Ontology annotation, biological process: animal organ morphogenesis; cell differentiation; embryo development. Bases 228 to 1046 code for a protein of 272 amino acids. NCBI's taxonomy places the organism in Eukaryota, Metazoa, Chordata, Aves, Passeriformes, Thraupidae. Gene Ontology annotation, cellular component: nucleus. The transcript has 3 exons. Gene Ontology annotation, molecular function: DNA-binding transcription factor activity, RNA polymerase II-specific; RNA polymerase II transcription regulatory region sequence-specific DNA binding.